CAGACAGUGGGAAAGAGCUCUCUUCCCACUCGGAAAACAAGAUUUGUCUGCUGUGCUUUGCGCUGCAGCAGACUUCAGUUCAGUGUGAGACUUUUUCCCGCAGAUACUGAACUCCUACUUACUUUCUUACUUACUUACUCCAGCACAGUUUUCUCCAGGAGGACACAACUGAUGGUUGACGUGAGUUCAGCAGCACUGCCCACGCAGGUGCCCGCCACCGCCGCAACUAUCCUCCCUAUGGACCUGCGGAUGGUUGACCACCACCACCAACAGACCAAUUAUGGAUUACUUCCCCAACCACAACCUGCAGCGCCCACAUCCACCGCUUGUCCCACAUCUGACGGGCCAGUCAUUAACCACCAAGCGCAGCAGCUGCAGCAGGAGCUGGUGGCUCUCAAACACAAGCAGCAGCUCCAGAGACAGUUGCUCAUCGCCGAGUUCCAGAGGCAGGAUGAACAGCUGUCGAGGCAACAUGAGGUGCAGCUGCAUGAACAUAUCAAGCAUCAACAGGAUUUAUUGGCGCUGAAGCACCAGCAAGAGCUGUUGGAGCACCAGCGGAAGAUAGAGCAGCAGCGCAAUGAGCAGGAGUUGGAGAAGCAGCACCGGGAACACAAACUACAUCAGCUCAAAAACAAGGAGAGGGGACGAGAAAGCGCAGUUGCCAGCACAGAAGUAAAGAUGCGACUUCAAGCAUUUGUCCUGAACAAGAAGAAAGCCUUGGCUCAGCGAACCCUAAACCAUUGUCUGCCCAAUGAUCCACGCUACUGGUACGGGAAAACACAACACAGCUCUUUGGAUCAAAGCUCGCCUCCCCAAGCAACUUUGUCAGCAUACCAGCACCCAUUGUUGGGCACGUACGACUCAAAAGAUGACUUCCCACUACGCAAAACAGCAUCCGAACCCAACCUGAAGCUUCGUUCCAGACUAAAGCAGAAGGUGACGGAGCGCCGCAGCAGCCCUCUCCUACGCAGAAAAGACGGCACCAUCCUUGCUGCGAAGAAACGCUCCCUGGACAUUGCCGGUUUUUCCGACCGUCCUCCAGACUCUGCAUGCAGCAGCGCUCCGGGCUCGGGUCCCAGCUCCCCCAACAACAGCUCCAGUAACAUUCCCCAUGAGAACGGCAUCCCCAUGUCCGGCAGCCCAGGAGAGGCGUCCUUGCUUCAACGCUUGGUUUCAAGGGAUGGUUCGGUCAGCCACCUCUCACUUUACACCUCUCCUUCUCUGCCCAACAUUACCCUGGGAUUGCCAGCUACAUGCCCGGGUAGCAAUACGUUAUCAGGACAUCAAGAUGCUGAAAGUCGCCUGGCGCUGUCUGCGUUGCAGCAGGGCAUUCCUUUAACCUCCCCUUUCCUGCCCGCUGCCCACUUGCCCCCCUACUUGGCAUCUCCAGGUCUGGACAGAGACGGGGCCGGGGGAGGCACAGCUGGUCAUGCCCCCCUUCUCCAACACAUGGUGCUCUUGGAGCAGAGCCACAGUCCAAUGGUUGGUUUAAGCGGCCUCCCACUCCCGCCAUCGUCAAUCUCCAAGCUUGUGCGGGGCCACCACCCCCUGGGUAGAACCCAGUCGGCACCUCUGCCCCAACAACAGUGCGGUCCAGCUCAGGCACUGCAGCAGCUGGUGGUCCAACAGCAGCACCAGCAGUUCCUGGAAAAGCACAAACAACAGUUCCAACAGCAGCAACAUAUCAUCAACAAGAUGAUGUCUAAACCCAGUGACCAAGGCUCAGCUGUCAGCUCCUCAACAUGCGUGUCAUCCAGGCAGCACCAGAGCCACCCAGAGGAGACAGAAGAAGAACUCAGGGAGCACCAAGGUCUUUUAUCCUCCUCCUCCUCCUCAUCUUCCUCUUUGGCCAUCAAGCAGGAGCCCCUUGACCCUCAAGAGCAGGACGACAGAGAGCAGAGGGAGAGGCAGGCUGAACAGGAGCUCCUGUUCCGACAGCAGGCAGUGCUGCUGGAGCAACAGCGGCUCCACCAGUUGAGGAGCUUCAGGUCCUCAAUGGAAGCAGCAGGAUUGCCCGUGAGCUUUGCAGGCCACCGCCCCCUCUCUCGGGCCCAGUCGUCUCCAGCUUCCUCCUGCUCCUUCGCCAUGAUGGUGCAGGAGCCAGCGACCAAGCCACGUUUUACUACAGGUCUGGUGUAUGACUCCUUGAUGCAGAAGCAUCAGUGUAUGUGUGGCAACACAAACAGUCAUCCAGAGCAUGCAGGCCGCAUCCAGAGUAUCUGGUCCCGCCUGCAGGAAACAGGUCUAAGGGGCCACUGCGAGUGUAUCCGAGGAAGGAAAGCCACAUUGGAGGAAUUGCAGACCGUCCACUCCGAGCCCCAUGUUCUUCUGUACGGAACCAACCCACUGCGGCAAAAGAUGGACUGUUCUACGAGUCCGAUGUUUGUGAGAUUACCCUGCGGAGGCAUUGGGGUGGACAGUGACACCAUCUGGAAUGAGGUCCAUUCAUCCAGCGCAGCUCGACUGGCGGUUGGUUCCGUGGUGGAGCUGGUCUUCAAAGUAGCGUCGGGAGAACUGAAGAAUGGUUUUGCGGUAGUGCGACCACCUGGGCACCAUGCAGAGGAGAACACUCCGAUGGGAUUCUGUUACUUUAACUCGGUGGCGAUAGCGGCCAGGCUCCUGCAGCAGAGGCUCAGUGUCAGCAAGAUCCUCAUUGUGGACUGGGAUGUUCACCAUGGCAACGGCACCCAGCAGGCCUUCUACGCUGACCCCAGUGUUCUAUAUCUGUCGCUGCAUCGCUACGACGAUGGUAAUUUCUUUCCUGGAAGUGGAGCCCCCGAUGAGGUUGGCAGCGGGCCUGGCGCGGGCUUCAACGUGAACGUGGCGUUUACUGGAGGACUUGAACCUCCCAUGGGUGAUGCAGAGUACCUUGCAGCGUUCAGGACAGUGGUGAUGCCCAUUGCCAAUGAGUUUGCACCAGAUGUGGUUCUGGUAUCUUCUGGUUUUGAUUCAGUGGACGGACAUGCUCCACCACUGGGUGGAUACAAGCUGACUGCCAAAUGCUUCGGGUACCUGACCAGGCAACUAAUGGGCCUGGCAGGCGGUCGGCUGGUUCUUGCCCUGGAGGGAGGUCAUGACCUCACAGCCAUAUGUGACGCUUCUGAAGCCUGCGUGUCGGCUUUGCUUGGUAAUGAGUUGGAACCCAUCCCAGAUGAUGUGUUGCAUCAAAGGCCAAACACAAAUGCUGUCCACUCAAUGGAGAAAGUUGUUGAAGCUCACAGUAAAUACUGGUGCUCGCUACAACGCUCUGCCUCCACGCUCGGAUGCUCUUUGAGCGAAGCUCUGAGACGCGACGCCGAAGAGGCAGAGACCGUCUCUGCCAUGGCUUCGCUGUCUGUCGCUAACAAGAACAUCGGAGAGAAGACUCAAGAGGAACCAAUGGAGGAGGAAGCCCCCCAGUAAGAGGCCUUGUCGAUGUCCGAGCACCGAGACUUUUGUGUAUGACAAUUCUUUUAUUGCCACUUCCACACCUGUGCUCUUGUCCAAUCGAGAUGUUGUCACCAUGGCGAAGAAGAACGAAUAUGAAUAGAAUUAUUUCCCGUUCUACCGCGAAUUGAGGAUGAACUAAUAGAGGACUCAACCAAUUCACACCCAGUCAUUCAUUGUGCAUUUUAGAAUGAAACACGUACAAUCCGCAUUCCAUUUUGUUACAUAUUCCCAUCCGUCAGGCACGAUCCGAUGAUAUUAAGAUUGUGAUCCUGCAUCAAGAACCAUCCAUGCUCUGUUUUUUUCAAUCUGAGAUUUUCCCAAUCCAAUGUGACGGAGAAAACAUUUGCGUGCGUGCCUUUGUUGUUAUCCAACGAGUACGGAUAGUUUUGAAUAGUUUGUUGAAGAACUACAGUAUGCCUUAAAAGUGGCUCGAUAUAAGGGGUCUCCCAGUCCGACAACACCCAUGCCUGAGACGUGCACGUAGGUGCAAAGACCUGGCAUGUUCCAUGCACCACAGCACGGCCUAUUAUCUUUUCUUUUAUUUCUAUUUGUGUCUCACUUCAGAAGGGAAGAGUCAUCCAUUUCAGUGUCAAGAUUGUACAUUUGGGAGAACGUGGCGUAGCGUGCACUGUCGGACCUGUGAAAACGGCGAUGUUGUCUUUGCUUUGUGUAGAACAGGGGUGUCAAACUCAUUUUAGAUCGGGGGCCACAUGGAGAAAAAUCUACUCCCAAGUGGGCCGGACUGGUAAAAUCGCGGCACGAUAACUUAAAAAUAAAGACAACUUCAGAUUGUUUACUUUGUUUAAUAAUAGAACAAGCACAUUCUGAAAAUGUACAAAUCAUAAUGUUGUUGGUUUUUUUUUUACACUAACAUGUUGCAGUUAAUAGUAUUCUAUCUUUAUUUGUCGUUAUUUAUACUUUCUGAAUAAAUUAUGUUAUAAUGUUCAUCAGUCAACUCAUUGGUGGUAAUUUUCAAUCUUAUCACGAUAAAAAAAUAAGGUACACAUAUUCACUAGAGAUGUCCGAUAAUAUCGGACUGUCGAUAUUAUCGGCCGAUAAAUACUUUAAAAUGUAAUAUCGGAAAUUAUCGGUAUCGGUUUCAAAAAGUAAUAAAAUGUAUGACUUUUUAAAACGCCGCUGUAGGGAGAGGUACAGAGCGCCAAUAAACCUUAAAGGCUCUGCCUUUGCGUGCCGGCCCAAUCACAUAAUAUCUACGGCUUUUCACACACACAAGUGAAUGCAAGUCAUACUUGGUCAACAGCCAUACAGGUCACACUGAGGGUGGCCGUAUAAACAACUUUAACACUGUUACAAAUAUGCGCCACACUGUGAACCCACACCAAACAAGAACAUCCGCACCGUAACACAACAUAAACACAACAGAACAAAUACCCAGAACCUCUUGCAGCACUAACUCUUCCGGGACACUACAAUACAUUGUUUAAAGCAUCCAGCGGGGCAUCACAACAAAAUUAGGCAUAAUAAUGUGUUAAUUCCACGACUGUAUAUAUCGGUAUCGGUUGAUAUCGGAAUCGGUAAUUAAAAGUUGGACAAUAUUGGAAUAUCGGAUAUCGGCAAAAAAAGCCAUUAUCGGACAUCUCUAAUAUUCACCAUUAAUUAGUUGCUUAUUAACAUGCAAAUUAGUAACAUAUUGGCUCUUAAUUAGUCAUUAUUAAGUACUUAUUAAUGCCUUAUUCUGCAUGGCCUUAUUAUACAACCAGUAAGCCAUUAACUAAGAGUCUUCCCUCAAUAACCUCAGAAUUAUUGCUUAUUAGUAACCCUAACCCUAACCCUUUUAUAGUCCCCUAGUGUCCAAAUAACUCUAAAUUAAGUCUUUGUUACUGUAAUAAGCAACUAAUUAAUGGUGAAUAUGUCCCCCAUACUAAAGUGUUACCAAAAAUAAUAUCAAAAUACAAUUACAUAAUUAUUAUUUAUGUAGUUUGCUCAUUUUCCUCAUGUGGUUUAUUUUUUGUUUACAUAUGUAGCAUAAUCUUCAAAGAUACAAAUAAUUGCUAUUGCGACAUCUAGUGGACACAUUUAGAACAGCAGUUUCUUUCAUUCCAAAAUUUCGGCUCAUUUUUAUACUCCGCAAACUCAUCCCGCGGGCCUUAUAAAACCUGUUUGUGGGCCUGAUCCGGCCCCGCGGGCCGUACGUUUGACACCCCUGGUGUAGAAUGUCACUUUUUUACAGGAAUAUCUCUUAACUAGGCAUAUUUGGAAGCCUUCUCUUUUUGACAACAUUGUUUCCACAACAACAAUGACCUUACCGCCUGGGAGUUUCCAGAGGGGUUGCAAAAGGGCCACAGCUGCCUGAACAUCUGCUCCCCAAAUGUCAGGUGUGAGAGCAUGUGGCAGGUGUGUGCACAUCUAUGCUGUUCACAUUUCCAAUGUUUGUACUUCUUUUUUUCCCCCUCCCUAUGUUGCCUUAUUUUAUAGGACCGUGUGAUUUUCCCUCAAACAAUAAGUAAAUACAAGUAUUAGUAAUAGUACAGGUGGUCCUGAAGUCGCUAUAUUGUUCCUACAACGUGUUAAAAUACAUUAAAAAAACCAACUAAAUAACACAGUAAUUAAAAACGAGCAAUUCCUCGCAUUUUGCAAUCUCAGUCAACCCAUUAGAAAACUCACUCCCUUCCGGCCGAGAUACGAGCAACCUUUUUAAUUAACUAAUUAGACCACUACACUGCUUAGUUAUUAUUGUUGCUUCCAUAGACACAGAUCCUUGAACAUGGUGAAGGAUCCUUAUCCUUAAUCAGUGUUUUUCAACCUUUUCUGAGCCAAGGCACAUUUUUUCCAUUGAAAAAAAAUCCUGAGGCUUACCGCGAGCAGAAAACAUUUAAAAAAUGCUACUCGGAAGCCGAUAUUGACAAUAAAAAGUCGUUCUCGCAAUUGUUGGAUAUGAAUUCAAACCAUAACCACCCAUGCAUCACUAUAGCUCUUUUCUCAAAGUAGGUGUGCUGUCAUGACCUGUCACAUCACGCCGUGAUUUAUUUUGAGUUUUUUGGUGUUUUCCUGUGUGUAGUGUUUUACUUCUUGUCUUGCGCUCCUAUUUUGGUGUUGAUUGUCAUGCACUUUGUGGACGCCGUCUGCUCCGCACGAUGUAAGUCUUUGCUGUCGUCCAGCAUUCUGUUUUUGUUUACUUUGCAGACAGUUCAGUUUUAGUUGCGUUUUGCAUAGCCAUCCUUAAGCUUCAAUGCCUUUUCUUAGCGGCACUAGCCUUUUGUUUAUUUUUGGUUCAAGCAUUAGACAGCUUUUUACCUGCACGCUGCCUCCCACAUAUUGUGAUCACGACAAACCUUUUUCCCGACAUCUACAAAGCAAUUAGCUACCUGCUAUGAUAUGCCAAGCUCUAGACAGCACAGACACUCAACAACGGCAUUAUUAUUUGUGGAUUAUAAUUAUUGGUUUGCAUAAAAUAUUUUUAACCCAAUUAGCGGAAAUUACACAAUGUCCCACGGCACACCAGACAAUAUCUCACAGUACACUAGUGUGCCGCGGCACAGUGGUUGAAAAACACUGUCCUUCAGUGUUCAGAAAAACAAUGUUUUUCUAGUAAUGAGCAAUAUAAAUAAAUCAAUCAAAGUUGAUUAAAAAAAUAAAUAAAAAAACCCUAAUCACAAGUGCUUUGAACCACAAUGACGUCCCCUAGUGGAGCUCCCAUUGGCUCUAAUGAAAGCUGACUUUUAUUUACGUUUAUUUAUUAUUUAGAAUGCAUUUGUUUAAAAAUCCAUCUAUUGUCAUGUUUUUCAUAAUAAUUGUGAACGAUUCCAAAUACCAAAAAAUAAAUAAAGUUCCCCUUUAGCUCCAGACUUCUUCUGUUAGUUUGAGAUUGUCAUUACUGCCACAAGUGGUGGAAAAGUGUAUUACAACUGAGUACCUCUAUGGGGCUCUCGCAGCCCAACAAUGGGCCCUUGGCCCUAUGGUGAAGAAACACUCGAUUAAUCUGCAUCAACACGGUCAUUUUGGCAGGCCUAAAUUUAUGGUAGUGCGUUGAUAACCACAAAAAAAAAAAAAAAAAUGUCGAACCAGGACCACCUGUUUAUCAUUGUUAUGGUUUUGAAUAUUGAAGAGAAUAAGAUUUUUUAAUUAUGAGUAUAUUAUUAGAGAUGUAUCCAAAUUGAUCUUUUUUCACUAGAUUCUGAAGAUUGCAUUUUGUGGGCAGCUACUUUCUCUCCUACAUGGCUGUCUCAUCACCACAGACUUCAUGAAUAUUCUUAUUUUUAAACAUUCUGAAUUGAGUUAUUCGCUGUACUGUUGAACGCCCUCAAUAUUCCUGCCACAUGCUCGCGACAAAGGACUUCCGGUUGAUUCCCGUUCCAUCUCUCGCCAUCUUUGCAGGGACGUUGUGACUUUGCUGUGUUUUUUUUUUUAACAUGUUGUAUAUUUUGUUGCCUUGUUUGUUACAUUGCUGACAUGCUUCACUGCAGAUGAGGGUUUAGAUAAAACAUGCUGUUCUGGACUGAGGGCUUUUGUGGGAACUGUUUCUACUUUGUAUACAAUUGUGUAUUUACUGUCUGUUUAUAGUAGAGUUAUAAAUACAUAUAUAUAUAUAUAUAUAUAUAUAUAUAUAUAUAUAUAUAUAUAUAUAUAUAUAUAUAUAUAUAUAUAUAUAUAUAUAUACGUAUAUAUAUAUAUGAAAAGAAAUGAUUAUAUUCUUGAACAAUAUGUAUGCGUUCUUACGUGUAGGGUGUUACUGAAUGCACCGUUUGCUGUCCUUGAUUACAGUUUGUUGUUCCAUUGUGCUUUUUAUCAGCUGUCUUUUGGUCAGUGAUGACAACUUUCUGGACUUUUCCAUUCCUGCGGCACCACGUCUUUGCUGCCAUUGCCCGCCGGUCCGCUUCACAUAUCCAUGCACAUAUUUGUACUUUUUUUCCAAAUGUUCUUGUCUUUUUUUCUGGUCUGUAGAUUAAAUUGUAGAAGAACAUGCAUUUUAUAUGGCACCUGUUACAUUUUAGUAAUUCAAGAAACAUGAGAUUAAAUUGGAAUUUUACAAUUCACAAACUCGACCUUUCAUUCUUGGUAUUACAGAAAAUGAUGGAACACUUUGAAUAUCAAUAUCAGUAUCAAUAAUAAUAAUACUAAUAGAUUUUAUUUGUAAAAAGCACUUUAUAUUGAGUAAACAACCUCAAAGUGCUACAGUCUUAUUAAAAAAAAUAAAAAUAAAAAAAUAAUAAAAAAUAAAUACAAAUAAAAAUUAGAACAGUCAAAUAGCUCAAACUAGUAUGCAUAUAUCUAAAAAAAAAAAGGCUUUUUUAAAAAGAAGGGUUUUUAAGCCUUUUUUAAAAGCAUCCACAGUCUGUGGUGCCCUCAGGUGGUCAGGGAGAGCGUUCCACAGACUGAGAGCGGCGGAGCAGAAAACCUGGUCUCCCAUUGUUCAUAGCUUUGUCCUCGGAGGUUGGAGGAGGUUAGCCUGUCCGGAGCGGAGGUGUCGCGUGGAGGAUUUGGAGGUGAGUAGUUCUUUGAGGUAGAGGGGGGAAUUUCCAUGGAGGCACUGGUGGGUUAGUAGGGAGACUUUGAAUUCAAUCCUGAGUGGAACAGGAAGCCAGUGAAGGGAUUUGAGAGUUGUUGUGAUAUGGUCGUAUUUCCGCACUCUCAUCGGGAUCCUAGCAGCACUAUUCUGUAUGUAUUGCAGCUUCUGGAUGUUCUUGCUGGGGAUCCCGACAAGAAGUGCGUUGCAGUAGUCGAGCCUGGAGGAGACAAUGCAGGAAAUGGUUGUCAUGUGAUCAUAAGGUUGUCAUGGUGAUGGCUGAUUGUGAAAACAAAUAUGUCACGAGACAAUAAUACUAUAUAACAUUUACAUUUUUAUAUAGUUAAUACAGAGUAGCAAUAUGGUCCUUUUAUCAAUCAUCUCAGUGGAUGUUUCCAGGUCUCUCAAUUGAAAGAAAAAAAAUAGAUUUGAUCGUUUUCUUGGAAGUUUCUUUUAUAAUUUUAUCAUGUGUGGUAUACACUGCAUCCAACCUUCAAGUACUUUGGCUUCGUGGGGCGCUGGACUUAUUCCAGCCUCUGGGGCCUCUAAGAACAAAAGUAUGUAGUCUGACAGUACUAAGAAAAGACAGGGGGCGUCGAUAG
Entelurus aequoreus (snake pipefish) is the source of this 9495-nucleotide messenger RNA. It is a transcript of the gene hdac4, whose product is annotated as histone deacetylase 4. Gene Ontology annotation, cellular component: histone deacetylase complex. Gene Ontology annotation, molecular function: histone deacetylase activity. The transcript has 26 exons. The record is from RefSeq and is a predicted model, not a curated record. Bases 172 to 3402 code for a protein of 1076 amino acids. Gene Ontology annotation, biological process: negative regulation of transcription by RNA polymerase II; chromatin organization. NCBI's taxonomy places the organism in Eukaryota, Metazoa, Chordata, Actinopteri, Syngnathiformes, Syngnathidae.